AUAUAUAUCCAUUAUACUGCACAACAAUAUUACAAAGGAAAAAAAAAAAAUAUGGGAAGACAAAACCGGGGUACAAAUGCGGGACCUCAAGAUAAACAACACUUCAGUCAUCAACACGCCUUGAAACUAAUUGUGAAUCCAACUGAAACAAUACUCACUUGCAAUGCUUGUGAGAAACCAAACAAUACUAACAAGCCUUUCUACGGCUGCAACACCUGCCAAUAUUUCCUUCAUGAAAACUGCUUCAACGCUCCGCGUUUUCUCAAUCACGCGUCUCAUCCUUCCCAUCCUCUGACCCUUCUCCCAAGGGCGACUUACUCGAGUUGUUCCUUUAAUUGCAAGGCGUGUGACACUGUUGGCAAUGGAUUUUGCUUUAGCUGUGCUUGUUGUGAAUUUGAUAUUCACUUGCAAUGUGCAUCUCUUCAGAGUUUGAUACUUAUUGAUAAACACCCGCAUCAAUUGGAGCUCAACUUCGGUUCUCCUUACGAAGACAAGGAUAGUGAAUAUGUUUGUGAUAUCUGCAGUGAAAUAAUGAAUAAGGAGAAUUGGUUGUACUACUGCGGUGGGUGUGAUUUCGCAUCACACUUGCACUGUGCAAUAACUAGUCCUGAAGUUGGUGUUUUCGCCAAACAGCAGCAGCGUCCAGUUCCAAAUCAAAAUCAAAAUUCAAAUUCAAAUAGAAAUCCAAAUGCAACAGUAGAUAUGAUAAAUUCAGCAAAUGAAGCUCAUGAACAGAUAAUGGCAGCUCAACUUCGUGCUCAGAUUGCGGCACGAGGAAGAGAGGCUUGUCUGGACUUGGUGACUCCACGAAGACGAUACGGUUACUAUAACAGAAUGGGAAGACUGAACGGGGGUACAAAUGAGGGUAAACAACACUUCAGCCAUCAACACGUCUUGAAACAAAUUGUGAAUCCAACUGAAUUAACUCUCACUUGCAAUGCUUGUGAGAAACCAAACAAUACUAACAAGCCUUUCUACGGCUGCAACACCUGCCAAUAUUUCCUCCACGAAAACUGUUUUAAUGCUCCGCGUAUUCUCAUUCACUCAUCUCAUCCUUCCCACCCGUUGACCCUUCGCCAAAUUUCGUCUUACGUGAGUGGUUCCUAUAUUUGCAAUGCUUGUGGCUCUGGUGGAAAUGGAUUUUGUUUUAACUGUUCUGAUUGUGAAUUUGAUAUACACUUGCAAUGUGCAUCCUGUCCUAGCUCCACACUUGUUGAUAAACACACGCAUCAAUUGGAGCUCCACUACGGUUAUCCUGAGGAUAACGAAUAUGUUUGCGAUAUCUGCUUUGUAAGGAUGAACAAUGACAACUGGUUUUACUAUUGCGGUGGGUGUGAUUUCGCUUCACACUUGAACUGUGCGAUAAUUAGUCCUGAAGUCGGUGUUUUCCCAAAACAGCAGUGCCCAAAUCCAAAUUCAAAUCCAAAUCCAAGUCAGAAUUCAAAUCCAAGUCGGAAUUCUAGUGCGAAUGCAGCUGUGGAAAUGAUAAACUCAGUGAAUGAUGAUCAUGACCGGCUUAUAGCAGCGCAAAUUGGAGCUCAGAUUGCGGCACGAUCAAGACAGGCUAUUCUGGACUUAUGGUAGACAAUCACGAAUAUUUAUUUACAUAUAAUUCUAUCGUGAUUAUCUACCUUCUUCUGUAAAACUGAAGCAAAAAUAAAUGCUUUAUUAUUGUUAUCUUGUUAUUUCUCUUUCAGAUUUGUAUCUUUAAUUAUAAAGUUUAUCCAUUUUCGUUUUGGUUUC
This is a messenger RNA of Solanum lycopersicum (tomato), 1743 nucleotides long. NCBI's taxonomy places the organism in Eukaryota, Viridiplantae, Streptophyta, Magnoliopsida, Solanales, Solanaceae. The record is from RefSeq and is a predicted model, not a curated record.